AUGUAUAAGACGUUAAUUGUUAACGGCGGCAAUAAAAACACUGAUGAUUUCAUUAAAAAAUCACAAAGAACUUUUGAAACGAAAGUUCUAAAGGAAAUUGAUGAUGAUCAUUAUUUUAAACCAUUUUCAGAACGUCUAAGUAUCAAGGCAUUUCUGCAACAAGAAAAUUUAAAUUUUAAGGACCCAAUAUCAAAUACGUAUGUGGAUGCUAGAGGAACUUUUGAAACGAAAAAAACUGAAGUUGUUUUGAUUCACAGGAAUGUGGAUGCAGAAUUUAUUAAAGAGUUAGAAUAUACAUAUCAGUUCAGUGGUGGAAAUAUACAAUCCAAUGUUAUGGAAAUUUUACAUCGAGAUUUGCAUAGUAGCAAUAUUCUUGAUAAAAAUGGUUAUAAUAAUUUUCCAGAAUUAUUCAAAAGUCAACCGUAUUCAUUAUCUUUGUCCGAAGACUUUGUCGAAAAACAUUAUCCAAAUAGUAUUUGGUCAGAAUUUAAUAAAGCUGAAAAAAAACGAAUUGAAUUGGUCAAAUCCAAAAAACCAUUUGUAAAAAAUCCGGGAUAUUAG
This is a messenger RNA of Diversispora eburnea, 561 nucleotides long. The record is from the annotation of a GenBank genome assembly. Lineage: Eukaryota; Fungi; Glomeromycota; Glomeromycetes; Diversisporales; Diversisporaceae.